This is a messenger RNA of Linum trigynum, 2540 nucleotides long. NCBI's taxonomy places the organism in Eukaryota, Viridiplantae, Streptophyta, Magnoliopsida, Malpighiales, Linaceae. The record is from the annotation of a GenBank genome assembly.
AAACUAUUAAGUAAUGUUUUAGUGAUAUCUUUGUUUAAGUUAGUAUCUUAAAACUUAAUCAUCUAACUUCAUCGAGUCUUUUAUUAAUCGAGUACUAGUGUUGUAAAUUUGUUCCCUAUUAUUUCGAAAAAUGAGAUCAAGUGGGCAAGCUCGAAUCCAUCUAUACCAUAAAAAAUGUAGAAUUUAUUAGUAAUAUGUAUGGUGCGUCUAUUUUUCGUCCAUGUACAUGAGAAAAAAGGGGUUGUUUUAUUGUUGGAGGACCUUUCUUCUCUUGCUCCGGCGGCAUCAUAAAUAAAGCCCAAAAGAGACGCUCAGUUGCUUUUCCGUGGAAAAACUAUAAAAAUCCAUGCGGCUCUCCCUUGUCGUCCCACGACUCCAAGAAGAACACAACAAUUUCCUCCAAAAAGCUCACCAGAUCCCCCACAGCCACUCGACCUUCCCUUCCCUCACGGCCAAACCACACCCACAACCACCGCUUUUUGUAUUCUUAUCUUCCCUCUAUAUAUCUCUUCGCUCCAUUCUUCCCCUCCUUCCAUCUCUCUUCAUACCCACAUAACGCAAAAAAGAAAAAAAUAACCCUCUCCAUCUUGAAUCCAUCUCUCAAACCCGUCCCGCAGCAACCCUUUUCCCCCCUAGUUCUCAAAAUCGAAGACAGAUUUUGAUUAGCUCUGUUCUGGGUUCUUUUUUCCCCCUAGUGCAUGUGAUUCAGGGGAAGCUUGAUUGGAAAUGGAAAGUGGGUUGCCAAAGGGUGUGGAUUUGAUUUGAUUUUUGGUGGUUCUAGGUUAUUGUUUUUUUUUUAAAUUUGUUUCCUUUCUCCGGUAGGAAGAAGGAAAGCCGGAGGGAUUUUCAGGGGAUAAUUCCAGGGUAGACAAGUUGUAGACAUCACGGCUAUUGACGGCGUUACUCGGUCUCUAGCUCAUGUCCGUUGUCGCAAGGUGGAUAUAGUGAUUCAGAGCAACCCUUCUGCGCACGGCGGCCGUGGAGCUUUGCCUUCUGAAGGCGGGAGCCCUUCAGAUCUCCUCUUCCUUGCCGGCGGUGGUUCCCUCUUCCCUUCGUUUUCUUUUUCCUUUUUAGUAUAGGAUUUAGGAUAUUUAUAAGUUUGGAAACGAAAAAAAAGUAGAAAUAGAAUAUAUAGGAUUCAAACAUAUUGUUUGAGAUCCUUUGUGGGUCGUGGAUAAUUUGUGAACAUUCCUGAGAGACAAGUUAAUAAAAAAGGAGCUGAAAAGAUGAUGCUCAGAAUCAAGAGGGUUCCUACCGUUGUGUCGAACUACCAAAAGGAUGAGGGCGAAGACGCUGCCCGCCGCAGUGGAGGUUGCGGCCGCAAUUGCCUUCAAAAGUGUUGCAUUCCAGACGCAAAGCAUCCUCUGUAUACUUUCAAGAGGGUGCAGGAGAUUCCCGGUGACAAGUGUGUUCUUGAGCAUGACAAUAACCAGGCUCCUGUUGCAUUCUUGGAUUCCCUCCUUCUUGGAAAAUGGGAGGUCCGCAUGCAGCGAGGACUGUUUCUCUAUGAUGUCACUGCAUGUGAAACCAAGGUUAUCCCUGGUCGGUAUGGCUUCAUGGCCCAGCUGAAUGAAGGUCGUCAUCUGAAGAAGAGGCCAACUGAGUUCCGCGUUGACAAGGUUCUUCAGCCAUUUGAUGGGAACAAGUUCAACUUCACUAAAGUUGGACAAGAGGAAGUGCUCUUCCAGUUUGAUGCAAGCGAAGACGGUGAAGUUCAGUUCAUCCCAGAUGCUCCAGUUGAUGCUGACACCUCUCCUAGCGUGGUUGCAAUUAAUGUUAGCCCUAUCGAGUAUGGCCAUGUGCUGUUGAUUCCGCGCAUCUUGGAGUGCUUGCCACAGAGGAUUGAUCGUGAGAGCUUUUUGCUUGCACUUUACAUGGCAAUCGAAGCUGGAAACCCAUACUUCCGCUUGGGUUACAACAGCCUUGGUGCAUUUGCUACCAACAAUCAUCUUCACUUUCAGGCAUACUAUUUGGCUGUGUCAUUCCCAAUUGAGAAGUCUCCUACCAGGAAGGUGACAACAUUAGGUGAUGGAGUGAAGAUCUCUGAGCUCUUUGAUUAUCCAGUCAGGGGCCUCAUCUUGGAAGGCGGAAACACUCUGCAAGACUAGGUCCUCACCGGGGUACAAGAGUAUAUAGAAUAUGAAAAUGAAUCACUCACUCUCGACUAGUGGGAUCAGGACAAUUUGAUGCGAAAAAAUGCGCAUGCUAUUUCUCUCAAUUCCUAACAUCUCUUCACCAUGAUGACAGCCUCUAAAUGCUAGAGUUCACAUAUGGGGUGUCACCACUAACUAAUCAGGAGGUCUUAGACACAGGUUCAAAUGACUGGCUAGGGUCUUGGACAUGGGGAAAAUGCCUUUUAGGUGGUGGAAGCAUUCAUAGCACAAGGUUCCACAUUUCCAAACCCAAACAAUCACAGUCAAACAAACCGAUAUUUCCUUUAUGCUAUUCUGCAUUACUCAAUAGCUCAAGAGCAAAAGAGCGAAGGAGGUAAAAAUGUCAGCAUUUCCAAGCCAGACUGCUAAGAAACACUACUUACCGGG